This is a messenger RNA of Blastomyces dermatitidis ER-3, 1488 nucleotides long. Its product is annotated as NAD-dependent histone deacetylase SIR2. The transcript is spliced from 5 exons. Bases 1 to 1488 code for a protein of 495 amino acids. NCBI's taxonomy places the organism in Eukaryota, Fungi, Ascomycota, Eurotiomycetes, Onygenales, Ajellomycetaceae. The record is from RefSeq and is a predicted model, not a curated record. Gene Ontology annotation, molecular function: NAD+ binding.
AUGGAUGUCGCGCCAGUGCUACCGAACGAGGAGCUUUCUUUGAAAUCUGCAGUAGUGAAGGUGGUCGACGUAGCCACAGAGGACGGGGUGAUAUCAGCAGGCGCCCCUGACGCCAGCGAGGACGUGUCACAGCCCGAGUUCGACACGGAGGACGGCGAUUCUUAUGCCUCAGGGGACUCUGACGACUCCGAAGAUAACUGGGAGACUGAGUCGUUUUAUGAAGAUUCGUUACAGUUUGUCCGCGAUGAACAGCUGCGCGAUGUCCCUGAUGCGUGCACUCUAGAGGAGGCGGCUGCCUUUCGCAGGCGUCUGCAUGAAAUCGGAAAGGCUGCUUUCGCGGAAGAGACAAUAGGGCGAGGAACCAUUACCGCGAAGAAACUCUGCACUGCGUUUGGGAUCAUGCCGCCCUCGUUUCUUGAAGGCGCACCAGACAGGGCUUAUCAUCCCUUACUAAUUAUCGGAAUUUCGCGCGAAUACUCACGGCGCGUGAAGCUAUCACAGUACAAUACGAUUGAUGACGCAGUUGAGCUGCUGAAAAAAUCAAAAAACAUCAUCGUCCUAACUGGAGCAGGUAUAUCUACCAGUCUCGGUAUUCCCGACUUCCGUUCGAAAGAUACCGGCUUGUAUUCAAAGUUGGAGUAUCUGGGUUUGACCGACCCGCAGGAAGUUUUCGAUAUACGCCUCUUCCACGAGGACCCCAAUAUCUUCUACUCCAUUGCAAAGGACAUUCUUCCGACAGAGAAGAAGUUUUCUCCAACGCAUGCUUUUAUCCGUCUCCUUCAGGAUAAAGGGAAACUAUUAACGAACUUCACCCAAAAUAUUGACAACUUGGAAGCAAAUGCGGGGAUUCUGCCUGAGAAUUUAAUACAAUGUCAUGGCUCUUUCGCGACAGCAUCCUGCGUCAAGUGCAAGUACCAGGUCCCGGGUGAGCAAAUCUUCGAACAUGUCCGAAAGGGAGCACUUCCUGAAUGUACUGCCUGCAAAAAGCUGCUCGCAGCUCGGCCUUGCGGAAUGAAACGAAAGCGCAGCUCAAAUGGAUCCCAGGCAAAAGAUCGUAGAAGAAAGGAUUUUGACGACAGCUCGGAUGAUGAAGACUAUGAUAUUCCCACGCCUGGUGUGAUGAAGCCUGAUAUCACAUUCUUCGGUGAAGAUCUUCCGAGCGCAUUCUCGAAGCGUCUUAUUGGUCACGAUCGUGAUCUAGCGGACCUCGUUAUUGUCAUUGGAACAUCGCUGAAAGUGGCACCAGUUGCCGAAGUUCCAGGCAUUCUACCUCGCCAUGUUCCUCAAAUUUUCAUUUCUCGUGAUCCGGUGUCCCACAUUGAUUUUGAUAUUAACAUGCUCGGUGAAUGCGACGUUGUGGUCUCCGAGCUCUGCCGUCGCGCUGGUUGGGAUUUGCAGCAUGAAAUGAUACCCAAAGACCAAACUGUUGAAGUUGCGCUGGAUGAAGGCCACGUCUCGCGAUACCGGUUCACCGCUGCGACCCCAUAG